GAAUAUCAAGCAUCGCACUCAAAACUUCAACAUUAAUUAUCGUCAAAGUUGGCUCACCCAUAUCUUUCCAAAAGUCCUAUGAAAGAAAAUCGACAACUCUGACUCCCCGGAUUCUUUCCAACAAAAUCUCCCAGAAGCUCUCUCGUAUAUCCUCCAAAAUGGGCUGCGCACCAUCCAAACCAGCGGUCCCUCCAAACGAAAAACAUCAACGCCGAACUACCAGAGGCGCAUACGCACCUCGCACAAGCGAUGAAAGCAGUCUCAACGCACCCCGACCCGUUGCCAUCUCAUCUUCUCACCGCGCAGUAUCAGCCCGCGUUAUGAAUGGAUAUGCGAGCUACCUCCAAGCACAAAAAAAGACUCAAAACCCCCUCGACAAAGUGUCGACUGAACAGAACAUGCAAAAAGAAAAAGAUAGCGUGAAGGAAUCUAGAUUGAGCUGGACUAUUCCGGAAAGAGGAUCUUCGCUUGGAGUUGUUAUGGUUGGAGCACAAAGCAGUGGGGCCAACACACUUGAACCUGGCACGCUUGGUGCUCAUACGGGAAGACGUCGAAUUGGUCAAUCGAUCAGUAAUCCGAAUCCGAGUUCUGUGCCACCACCGACGCAGAGGCAAUAUGAAGAAGAUUAUGGUUCUCGCCCUGUUUCUCCUGUUAGUUCGGUCGGUACGACGAAGUGGGAUCGUCCUGGAUUCGUUCUCAGGGGCUGAGCUUGGCCUGAUGAUGGAAAUGGGGUUCUGUUUGGAAGGAUAAAGUGAUGAAUAUUGGGGUUUUUAGGUAUGAUGAAAGCUUGAUGGAGUGGAUAUUUGGUUCUAGUAAAGGUUCAGUUGGGUUAGAAUUGGGUUAGAAGAUCGCGCA
Botrytis cinerea B05.10 is the source of this 855-nucleotide messenger RNA. RefSeq lists its product as hypothetical. The record is from RefSeq and is a predicted model, not a curated record. The transcript has a single exon. NCBI's taxonomy places the organism in Eukaryota, Fungi, Ascomycota, Leotiomycetes, Helotiales, Sclerotiniaceae. Bases 159 to 707 code for a protein of 182 amino acids.